CUCUGUCUGAAAUCGAUUCUUCUCUGUAGUGUAGUGGAACUGUGAAAUGGACCAGGUGCCAGACUCGGAACCGACGUCCCAGUCAUACUCGUCCUCUCCUCCAUUGCAAGACAUGUUCCGAUCCAGCUCUCUCAGACAAGUAGACCCAUCACCCGAGAAACACGAGCCGUCGCCGGAACCCCAACCGACACCACCUUCAAAUCUCAGCAUCCAAGACCCAGAUCACAAUUUACUCUCAGGAGACCUCCAGGUACGUCUCGCGCUAUACAUAGCCAUGGCUCACGCUGGUCUGGCCUUCGCAAUCUUUCUACUUUAUGGUUUAUAUAAGUUACUUGAAGAAUAUUUGAGACCCAUACAAUGGGCUGUGCUAUGCUCAAUCCCUUUGAGAGGAAUUCAACAAACCCUUGUUGGGUUUUGGUCCGAGCCCUUGAAAUUAGGCCUCACAGAAACUAUAUUGGCUAUACCCAUAACUAUAUUGAAGGUUUUUGUGGGUACCCUUGUUGACAUUAAGGAUGUUUUAUUCCGUGUUCUUCUUCGACGAAAGAAAUCCGACGUUAUGAGGCGGAAUCGAAGUGGGUUUACAAUAUUGCUCAGGUGGUUAGUGUCAUUUUGGGUGUUUGUGAUGGCUUAUGAGCACAUUGGUGUUAUUGGGUCUGUAGCACUUCUUGCAUUAGGCUUCAUGUUCACCUCUGGUAGUGUUGAAUCGACCAUGUCCACUGUAACAUCUUUUAGGAGUCAGAGUUUUAGGCGCAAUUCAAUUACAGCAUAUUUUACUCUGGGGAUAUUGAAAAGAUUGAAAACCAUUAUGGCUAUUGGGUUGAUUGUUGGAAUGAUUUUGGGGUCUUUGGCUGGAUUGAGUUUCUUUUCAUAUAAGAUUGGACUUGAGGGUAAAGAUGCUGUCUUCGCGCUGAAAUCUCAUGUACAAGAGAGUAAUUACGCCGAAAAAAUUGGUGUUAAGAAAUGGAUAGAUGAAAAUGAUGUGCCUGGGAUGGUGGAUAGGUACACUACAAAAUUUUAUGAAGCUGUGUCUGAGCAGAUUGAUAGUUUGGCCAUGCAGUAUAAUAUGACAGAGUUUGUCACUGGGAUCAGGCAUUUUGUGGUGACUCAAACAGUAAACUCUUCUGAGCGUUCCACGGCUUUGACAGCCCCAUCACUAUACACCGAAAAAAUGUUGAGUUUGAGGAAGAGGAUUAGUGAUCGAGAAUGGGGACAGAUCUAUUCAGAAGUGGAUGCACUCUUUAGGGAAUUGCUGAUCACCAGGGAGGAUUUGGUUGAGCAGGCAAAAGGAUAUGCCAGUCAAGGAAUGGAUGUGAUGCAAAAGGUUUUGAUCAGCAGUAAAUCUGUUAUUGGUGGGAGUGCGAAGAUGGUGUUUUUGAUUGGUAAUUCCAUCGUCUCUGGAGCAGCGGGUCUUUUCAAUUUUGUGUCUGAGUUGGUGAUUUUCUUCUGGGUGUUGUAUUAUCUUAUCACAUCAGAGUCUGGUGGGGUAACGGAGCAAGUGAUGUCUAUGCUUCCGAUUUCACAUUCUGCAAGGACUCGAUGCGUUGAAGUUCUUGAUAAAGCUAUUUCAGGGGUUCUGUUGGCAACUGCUGAAAUUGCAUUCUUUCAGGGAUGUCUUACUUGGCUUUUGUUUAGGCUAUACUCAGUACACUUCUUGUACAUGUCUACUGUAGUUGCAUUCAUCAGCCCCUUGUUACCGAUCUUUCCCUCAUGGUUCUCAACAAUUCCAGUGGCUUUGCAAUUGGUUCUGGAAGGUAGAUAUAUAUUGGCCAUCAGCUUGUCCAUUAUCCAUCUCGUGCUUAUGGAUUAUGGUACUUCUGAAAUCCUAGAGGAUAUUCCUGGUCAUAGUCCAUAUCUUAUUGGGCUGAGCAUUAUUGGGGGCGUGACAUUGUUCCCAUCUGCAGUGGAGGGAGCAAUAAUGGGGCCACUGAUAACUACAGUUGGGAUUGCACUUAAGGAACUGUAUCAAGAAUUUGUUUUGGAUGAACCAAAGGAAACAAACAAGUAGAGUCAAAUGUAAGUUUUCAAUGCUUUCUUCCAAGAAAAAAUGUUUGCGGACUGUUAAAGAGCUAAUGCACCUUAGUUGAGCUGGCCAGGUGGGAAAUCAGUGGUUCAAGCAUGCGAGUUUCGCCAAUGUGUUUGUGGCCCUCUCUGCCCCAACAUAACAUGUUUAUUAAAUUUUGCUACCAUAUUGUGUCUCUGUAUUGUUCCACGGAGUUUGUGCUUGUUUCUUUCUUUUUUCUUUGAGCGUAAAUAGAGAAGUUUUCGUUACAUCUCUUCUUCACCGCAAAAUCUCUUUAAAUAGUAACCAGUGUGGCCAU
Messenger RNA from Ilex paraguariensis (yerba mate), 2318 nucleotides. The record is from the annotation of a GenBank genome assembly. NCBI's taxonomy places the organism in Eukaryota, Viridiplantae, Streptophyta, Magnoliopsida, Aquifoliales, Aquifoliaceae.